GGGUGGGUCGCGACCCGCUGCCGGGCGGUGCGCGGUGCGGUGCGGGCUGCGGAGCGCGCCGCCGCUUCGCCUUCAAAGUGUGUGAGCCGGCUGCGGGCUUUGCUUCUACUUACCGCAUUUUUUUCUUCUUUUAAAUCAUUAUUUUGCCAUUUUGUUAUUUAUUUUCUCCUACUUCGUUGCUAUUAUUUUUGUUAUCGUUGUUUGUAAACUAAUUGCCUCCAUGGGGGGCGGAGGAAAGGAAAUCAAAGCUGCCGCAGCUGAAGGGUGUGCGAGCACGCUGGGGAAGAGCCGAGGAGCCGCAGGACAGGAUGGCAGCGGGAAGCCCGGCGGCAGCGGGAAGCCCGGCCCCGGGAAGCCCGGCUGCGGCGGGGACCGCUGCCCGCGGCGGGCCGGGCCGGUCGGCUCCGCGCUGGCCGCGCUCCUCUCGGCGCUGGCCGCGGCCUCCUGCGUCUGCCUGGGGGUGCGGACCAGCGACCUCCAGGCCAGGGUCGCGGCCAUCGAAGGCGCCCGAGGGGGCUUCUCUGCCGCCGCCCCGCUCCCGCCGCUGCCCGGCUUUUCCUUGGAGCAACUGAACGCGAUGAUGCAGGAGAAAGUGGAGCGACUUCUCGCCCAGAAAUCCUACGAGCACUUGGCAAAAAUACGAGUAGCGAGAGAAGCGGCUCCAGAGUGCAACUGUCCACCAGGUCCUCCAGGGAAAAGAGGUAAGCGGGGAAGAAGAGGAGAGACUGGACCUCCUGGCCUACCAGGGCGAAAUGGCUAUCCGGGUCCGAUUGGUAUGGAUGGAAAGCUGGGUCAGCCUGGUCCUCAAGGCCCUCCUGGUCCAAAAGGCGAGAAGGGAGAUCAAGGUGAUCAGGGCCCUCGGAUGGUGUUUCCUAAAAUCAAUCAUGGGUUUCUCUCUGCUGAUCAGCAGCUCAUUAAACGCCGCCUCAUUAAGGGGGACCAAGGACAAGCUGGACCCCCUGGACCUCCAGGGCCACCAGGACCCAGAGGUCCCCCAGGAGAUACUGGCAAAGAUGGUCCUCGUGGGAUGCCUGGCUUAACGGGUGAGCCAGGAAAACCAGGAGAACAAGGACUGACAGGACCUCAGGGGCCUCCAGGACAAAAGGGUUCUGUCGGAGUGCCUGGUGUUCCAGGGAGAGAUGGACAAGUGGGUGAACCUGGUUUGCCUGGCAUAGCAGGAGAGAAGGGAGAAGCAGGGCUCAAGGGUGACCCUGGAGAAAGAGGAGAAAAGGGGGAUGCUGGCGAGAAUGGACUGAAGGGUGACACAGGAGAAAAGGGUGACCCUGGCUCUUCUGCGGCUGGAAUUAAGGGUGAACCUGGUGAAUCUGGACGGCCUGGACAAAAGGGUGAACCAGGCCUUCCUGGGCUUCCUGGACUCCCUGGAAUAAAGGGUGAACCAGGUUUCAUUGGUCCACAAGGAGAGCCUGGGUUGCCAGGGCUACCAGGAACAAAGGGUGACAGAGGAGAGGCAGGCCCUGUUGGGAAGGGUGAGCGAGGUGAACCUGGAAUCCCUGGACCAAAGGGGAAAACAGGUGAACCUGGAUCUAGAGGCCCCAAAGGGUCAAAGGGUGAUACAGGUGAGAGAGGUGACACGGGAUCUGCAGGUCCACGGGGACCACCUGGACAGAAGGGUGAUCAAGGUGCAACAGAGAUAAUUGAUUAUAAUGGCAAUAUCCAUGAAGCUCUGCAGAGGGUUGCCACCCUGACUGUCACGGGACCACCAGGACCACCAGGACCCCAAGGGCUGCAAGGGUCAAAGGGUGAACCAGGAUCCCCAGGAACUCCAGGAGCUGAUGGAGAGCAGGGUCCUAAGGGCUCAAAAGGAGACACAGGUGAUCCUGGAAUGCCUGGAGAAAAGGGAGGAAUCGGACUGCCUGGCCUACCAGGAGCUAAUGGCAUGAAAGGUGAAAAAGGAGACAUUGGUUUGCCUGGUGCCCAAGGUCCUUCAGUGAUAGGACCACCUGGACCACCAGGGCCACAUGGUCCUCCAGGCCCUAUGGGACCUCAUGGACUGCCUGGCCCAAAGGGUGAACCAGGGUUAAAUGGUCUUAAAGGAUUGAAGGGUGAACCAGGUCAAAAGGGUGACAGAGGGCCCCUUGGUCUUCCAGGAGCAUCUGGCUUAGACGGAAAGCCAGGAGCCCGGGGUGUAGAUGGCCCAGUUGGUCCCCAUGGCCCUGCAGGUCCCAAAGGAGAGAGAGGUGAGAAGGGAACUGUAGGUGACCCUGGACCCAGAGGACCAUAUGGCUUGCCUGGCAAAGACGGCGAGCCUGGCCUUGAUGGUUUCCCUGGUCCUCGAGGAGAAAAGGGUGAUAUAGGAGAAAAGGGAGAAAAGAACACAGUGGGGGAAAAGGGAAAGAAAGGCAAAAAAGGGCCUAAAGGGGAGAAAGGAGAACAGGGUGCUCCUGGAUUAGAUGCACCUUGCCCAUUGGGUCCUGAUGGAUUACCAAUGCCUGGCUGUUGGCAAAAGUGAUGAAUCUAACCUUACAAGCAUGAAGUUGUGUAUAUAGUGCUCCACUUUUUUUAUUUAUAGUUGAAAACUGAAAAUUUGAUUUUACAAGUCUGAGAUAUGUUUACAUGUAGCUGCUUCUACUUGUUUGCAAUAGUCCAUACAUACAUCUUUUUUUCACCUACAUCUGCAGUUAGAUGAUACAAUAACUGCAGGAUAAACCUGCAAAGUUUGUCUCUCUAAUGAGAGAGAGAGAUCUCAAAGCAAUGAUCAAAAAUAGAAAUUAAUAUUUCUGUAAAUUCUUAUAUUUUGGCUUGUGGAUAUGCAUGGACAAUGAGUGCCAUGAACUAGUUUACAAGAAAUUGUGACCAAAUAAGAGCAAAAUGCUAUGAAAUGUACUGUACCAGCUGCUGUUGGAGUUUACUGACUUGGCUUCCAUGUCCAUCUUAAACACCUCAUGAUUCAUGACACCACAUCUGCUCAUAUGAACUAAAAGCAUGAGUUUGUGUGCCAAACCUGCUUGUUGUGUGAUCAUGAGUGGCUGUUCACGGUGACCUUUGAUUCCAGCUUCUGAGUCAUUUCCUUUUGUCAUCUCAAGGGAGUCACACCAUGGCUCAUUGCUAAAAAGAGAUAAACCAGAGGAGCAUAGAAAGAGGCCUUGAAUUUUUGGGGAAUAGCAUUCCAGCUGCAGGUGGAUGGCUUCCAGUCUUGCAGGAUACUUGGCCCCUUUGAUCAAGGAGGGUCCCGCCUGUUGAUCAGCAUCGGUUUGCCUUGCACUGCUCACGGUCGUGAAGACAUUCACGAUAGGCCCUGUCGAGUCCUUAAUCAAGAGGGACAGAAGUUUGAAGAAGAAACCAGACUUCUCUGUGGGUUGUUUGAAAAGGUUACAGAGGUGCUGCAGGGAUCAUUUGAUGGCAGACACCGCCUGAGACCAGAAGCUUCUCAACCUCACUUGAGGAUGGACAGAGUAUACUCUGCAUAUUGUAUUUUGGGACUGCUGGAGGAGAAAGAAUUCUUGAGGUGGGGAUGAAUCAGAUCAUCCUCCAGAGGAGGAUAACAAUGGAACUGACCAGAGAUGUAUGUAUCAUGGUGUGGUUUUCAGGUUUUUCACUUUAAAUUACACGUAACUAGCUGAACUUCUCUGCGGGAUUUUGGAAGCAGUGGUUAAUUUUGUUUCCUUUUCCUGUUACUGUUGCCAUAAAGAAUGCAUUUCAAUAAUGUAUUCAACAUUUGUGGUGACAGCAUUGAAGAAAAUACUUUCAAGCCACAUAUUCAUCGUUUCAGUAUUAACAGUUUUUAUUUCAGAGUCUUUGAAGUCUUUAAGUCUAGAAAAGAAAGAGUUUAUUUCUGUGUUUCACAGAAUAGUGUAUUCAUCAUGUUCCUUUUAUGUUGUUACAGUGACUUUAGUGGACAUUAUUACUCAAAAAACAUUGGAGAGAAACAAUUCCGUGUGAUUAUCACUGCACACUUGUCACCACGCUCCACUGUUAAAUGUGUUGAUUUUUCUCUGUUUCUGUUCAGAUGGCUUUCUGGAGAAACAUUUCCUUCUCCCCUCUUUUUUUUAUUGCUAGAAAUAUGUGAUUUGUGCACAUUUGUAGUUUUGCCACGAGGUAUUUUUUACAAUUUUGAGUCUUCAUAUGGUGCACUGAAAUUAGUUUGAGAGAUUAAUUUAUGAGAAAUGGUGCCAUAUUUGGCAGAUGGAAAUUCUUUUUAUAUCACUUCUGUUCCUAAUGUAUAUAGCAGGAUCAUCACAAACUUUUUUAGUUACUUUUCGAAGAGUUGUCUUUCAUAUGUAGACCAAAACUAAAGUUGAAGAAGACAGCCUGCCUCCAUUCAUAUGAGGGCGCCUUAUGCCCUUCUUGGAACGCACAUUUUUCCUUGCUCUAUCAUUUCUAAAUCAUGUGAAGAUGGGGGUCACACUUUUUGUAUUGCUUCACAAUCUCAGAUCAGUGGAAAUGCCACUAUAAUGGAAUAUUUCCCUUUGGUGAAUCUUUAUUAUCAUUUUGGUAUAUUGGAGUCAAAUCCAGCUUUUCAUUGAGGAAAAAACAGAUUUUCAAAACGAAAAGUCAAUUUAGUGACCUCCAAUUAGUAAUAUCUUACUAAUGGAAACAUAAAUCUGACACUAUGUAGAUAUAUACACUGAAUGCAUGUGCAUUUUUACUGCUCAAUUCCAUCUUUCCAGUAGUAAGAAAUAAACAAGUGUUCACAGAUAUAAGGAAAUAUGUUUUGCUUUCCUUAAAUUUUCAGAGAUGCAAGUUAUCAACCUGUUUGAAUAGUCAUGAUUACAACAGUGAAAACCUUCACGUGGCGCAGGCUGAAUAUGAAAUGUUACCGGAGUGUUACAGCAGUAAUGCGACUGAGGGCCUCUCAGAAAGAGGACAGGAGCAGCACCAUGGAAGCCUCUGACUUUCCAGUCUGCUUGUUUAGGAAGCACCAUCUCAAAAACACAGCAGGCUGAGGAGCAAGCUGCCUGCCCAACAGAAAAGAGUCUCUCGUGUCAGUGUCCUAACUUGGCACAUUUGGCCGGGUAUAUGAUAGAUGUGGAGACUAGAAGCUGAAUGUUUUUUAAGAUAUCAAAUACUGGCAAUCAAUACAGUAAGAUGAAAUGUUUUUGAAAGGUGCCUCAGAGUAUUUUCGUGCAAAAUCAAGUAGGAUGUUUAAGAUCUGUGUAGAUGAUUUAGCAACUCCAUAUUGAGAGUGUCCACAAACACAACUCAUUUAAGAAAAAGCAACAAGAUAAAAAACUAUCAAAUGCAUGCUGUCAUUAGCACUUUCUCUUUUUUUUUAAAUUUGUGUACCUAUAUUUUUUAACUGCCCUCCUAGCAUCCAUUUCUAUAUGCACCAAUAAAGCUAGCAGAGCCUUGGUUCAUGGUUUUGUCAUUCAGGAAAUAAUUACAGACACUACUGUUAAGUGUUAGUCAAAAUUCAGUUCUCCCUUAACUCCCUGAUGCUGAGACCCUACUGAAGAAACACUUAAGCACCUUUAUUUGCUUUCUUUUCUGUCUUGUAAAUUAUUUUCUUUAUUAAAUUCCUGACAGGUAGGAAUACUUUUUUUUCCAAAUCAUCUUACUUAUCUUUUUUUAGCCUUUGUGUUGUUCAAUAUCAUGAAGUGUUCAUUCCUUCUAAAUGAUCAUGAGUGGGCAGUAGAUAAACAAUUUAAUUUGAAAGGUUAAACUACAUACAUAGAUUGAAUAUUUGGCAUUAAUAUUUGCAUCUCAAAGAUUGAAUUGAAAUGAAACUUAACCAUAUCUAGAAAAGUUGCAUGGUCAGUACAAGAAAAAAAAGCAAUUGGGUUUAAUAUUUCAUCAGGAAAAGCACCCUGUGAAGACUUGCAAUGCGUUUAUUUUGUUCAAGAAGCAACUACUUCUGGUGCUAGUAUAUAUUUUUCCUUUUGAUGGCAAAGCUACAGUUUGAACCGCCAGUGUGUUGUUGUAUCGUUUAGCGGCAUUCCUCCAAGUAGAUAUGAUUUGUUUUGUUUAGUUUGUGACAGGAACAGUAGUUCCUCUACCAGUCUUUUCAGCUGUAGAAAUGUGUAGUGGUAUUAGGCUACACAGUUUCUAUAUCCCUGACUUUUUCAGGUAUGAUUAAUUCUUGUUUCUUUGAGAGUUUUCAGUAUUUGUUUCAUAUGAAAUUUUGUAAUCUAUCUGUUACUCCAGUGCAUUAAAACCACAUUGUGCAGAAGUCCUGCUACAGAGGCUGCAAGUCUUUUAAGCACUGUAUGGAAUAUGUCUGACAUACGUGGUCCUUGUCUUCAUAUGCAUAGACUAACUACAGGAAAGCUUUCUUUCAGGAUGCUUUAGACAACUUUUUAUUUUUUCCUGAGGUAAAGCAUGAAAUGUUAAAUCACAGAGCAAUGAUACAAUGUAUUUUUUGAUUUAUAUUUUUAUUUAUUGCUGAUCUUGAUGUCAUAUUCUGAUAGUGUAGCAAAGCAGAAUGAUACUCUUCAUCCAGCUGUUUAUAUAUUCUUUUAAUCUAUGGUGUAAGUAGUAUGAAUGAGUUUCAGAAUGAUCAAACCCAUAUAUCUGCACAUGUGUAAAGUAUAGAGUUUGAAAAGGAGUAAUUCUUAAGAUUGAUGUACAGUGUGGAAAGUUAGCAGUGGCCCCACUGAGCAUUGUGUCCAUGGAUGGGGUGCAUGGGACCCCCAGUUGCUUGGCUGUGCCACAAGAGAGACAAAGCAACCCAAAUGAGAUCAGAAGACCUUUGGUCCUCAUGGGAGGGUGGUGCUUGUAAGGCCAGGGGCUGUGCCAGGACAUGUGGCUCAGAUCCUGGAUCUCCGUGGGGUGUUGAGAGAGUUGUCCCACUGACCACCCCAGAGCUGGGAUCGUAAACCUGGCUCAGCCAUGUAAGGCUCCUCCCUUGGCUGUGCCUCCCCAUCCCCAGCAAUGACCAGGGGACAGAGAUGCAUCCUCUCCUUGAAAAGCUCUUUGAGACAUGUGGGAGGAAGGACCCAGGUGUUGUGCUUUGUCACAAGGGGAAUUUUACCAACUUCAGCAGUGGGGUUUUGCCUAAAUCAGGAGUACUUCAGUAAGAACUGCAGAGAUAUUCUCAGCCUAUUUAUUGAAAGUGAUGAAGAGGUUCAAGGCAUGCAGAAGUUGACCCUUCCCUUCCAAUUUCCUGAUCUCUGCUGCUUGACCAUCUUAAAUUACAUUUUAAAAUCUCUGUAUUUUACCUAAUGAGAUUCCUAAAUUUUCACACUAAAGACUCACACAAAACACAUCUGCAAAGAUAGUGGUCAAAAUAAAGUCUAAUUUGUAGACAUUGCAAAAAUUCUAUUUCAGUGACUGGAAUUAAAACUAACACUGAUUUUUUUUCCUUUUCUGCAACUUGUUUUUAUGGAUGUCAGUGUUGCUGUAAUGUACAAAUGAAGGUUUUCUUGCACCCUCUGUUAUUAAAGUAUUUUACAUGGUGGUUGGAUUCAUUAAAUGCAGUUAGAAACAAGUGCCUGCCACCAUCAUUUCUGAAAAAGAUACUCUACAGAACAAAUGGAGUUUGUAUUUUAAAAAGAGAUUUGGAGUGUUGUUUUUGUUUCAAUUUAUUUUUAAAUGCAUCCAAUUAUCAAUGCUGCUUAGAAAUUGAAUUUUCUUUGAAAGCAGGGGGCCUUAACCUGGGACCGUUAGUGUUUUACUUGUUUCUAUUUAAAAAAGAAAUUGUAUGAAUUUCCCAGAUCCCAUUGGUACUUGCACACUUCUCUGAAGUAUUAUGGAGAGUUGGGUUGGUGAAAGAAUGUUUUACAUAUUGUUAACAUAUAUGUGGAUAUUCUUAUAUUAUUGUACAUGUUUGGGAAAAUAUCACACAACUUUAAAAAUGUCGCUAAGAUGUAUGUAUCUGACUUUUUCCUUUGGAAAAUAUAUUUUUAUUUGUAUUUUUUACUUUUUUAAGUUCAUCUAUAUGUGCCGUUAUUUUUGUAUUGCAAAUGGUCUCAUAAAUGAAGUAGAAGAGAUAAAAAUACAAAGAAAAGUAAUUUGGCAAGGAUUUCAAUGCUUGGGGGGAAAAAUGCAUGGGUCAGCAUCAUAUUGUCAAUACUAGAAAUACUUUUGAGUGUCUUAGCACUGUAAAUAUGUCACAAGACCUCUUUUGAUGAAUAGUGUAAGGAAUUGAAAGGUUUUAAUCACCCAUUUUAAUUUGUUAUUAUUUACCACUUUCUUGUGGCCACUUAAUUGAACCCGAUCAAACAGCAUGCUUUUGUUUUUAUUAUUAAAAUUUCUCCAUGUUUUUCAGUUGAA
Molecule: messenger RNA, 8169 nt
Organism: Corvus hawaiiensis (hawaiian crow)
Lineage: Eukaryota; Metazoa; Chordata; Aves; Passeriformes; Corvidae
Gene: COL25A1
Product: collagen type XXV alpha 1 chain
Exons: 42
Coding region: 221-2470 (749 amino acids)
Source: RefSeq, a predicted model, not a curated record